This is a messenger RNA of Ophidiomyces ophidiicola, 1020 nucleotides long. It is a transcript of the gene ESF2, whose product is annotated as RNA-binding ATPase activator esf2. The transcript has a single exon. Gene Ontology annotation, molecular function: RNA binding. Gene Ontology annotation, biological process: small-subunit processome assembly; endonucleolytic cleavage in ITS1 to separate SSU-rRNA from 5.8S rRNA and LSU-rRNA from tricistronic rRNA transcript (SSU-rRNA, 5.8S rRNA, LSU-rRNA); endonucleolytic cleavage to generate mature 5'-end of SSU-rRNA from (SSU-rRNA, 5.8S rRNA, LSU-rRNA). Gene Ontology annotation, cellular component: nucleolus. The record is from RefSeq and is a predicted model, not a curated record. Bases 1 to 1020 code for a protein of 339 amino acids. Lineage: Eukaryota; Fungi; Ascomycota; Eurotiomycetes; Onygenales; Onygenaceae.
AUGGCAUCACAUAAACGGGCUGAUUUCUGGGACGUACCUUCGAGCGAAGAGGAUGAAAAUGAUGCGGGGUACGACUCUGAAGAGGUUGAGAAGUCAAAAGGCAGAAGCAACAAACCCAGAGCCACUGGCGCGUCGUCGGCAUUGCGUCGGCCAGCCAAAAGACGAAAACUUUUCACUCGACAAAGUGGGACAUUGAGUGAUUAUCAGGCUGAAAGCUCAGAUGAUGAUGGGGAUAAAUAUGGAGAACCAGACGUCCAAAUACAACCUACGCAGCCUGAAGAGCCAACGGAAUCAACCAACGAACUAACCCCUCUCACACCUAACUCGGCUACACCAGCUAUCUCUACAAAAGAUGCACCCUCGAUACGUACCCGCAAGGCUAAAUCCAAAAAGAACAAAACCGGUGUGGUCUACCUCUCUUCCCUUCCGCCCUAUCUGAAACCAUCCGCCCUCAAAUCGCUUUUGAUGGCACGAGGAUUUAGUCCUAUCACAAAAGUCUUUCUUACUCCUUCCGUGCGCUCUUCUUCCGGUGGCCACGGAAAGCGCAGUAAUAAGCGCCGCAUGUAUUCCGAUGGCUGGAUAGAAUUUGCGUCAAAGCGGACUGCAAAGAUUUGCGCCGAGGCCCUCAAUGCAACCAUCGUCGGUGGGAAGAAGGGCGGGUGGUAUCACGACGAUGUAUGGAACUUGAAAUAUCUUCGGGGGUUCAAAUGGGCGGAUCUGAUGGAGCAGGUACAGCGGGAGAAACGCGAGGCGGAGGCCCGGCGAAUGAUGGAAGAUUCGAAGGCAAGAAAAGAGGAGAAGGUGUUUCUGGCCGGAGUUGAAAGGGGGAAAAUGGUGGAGGGGAUUAGGAAGAAAAGAGAGGAAAAGGCGAAGAAAAAGGGCGAUGCAGUCACCCCAGCCGUGGACAAGCCGAGGAGGUUAUUUCGACAGAACGAAGUUCGAGAGAGAGAGAUGGAUAGUAGUGGGAAAGAAAGAAGAGUGGAUGCUGAUGUGCAGAGAGUCCUGUCGAAGAUAUUUUGA